GUCACGGCGCGAUAACCAACAGGUGAUGCCGAGGAAGGAGGAGGACACUCCCUCGAGCAGCAUCUCGUCGAGCGUCUCUCCCUCGGGUACCACCGACCGCGACGAUGGUGAUUUAGUACCAUUCUCUCGAGCCUAUCGUUUAUCCCGUACCCCACAGAUUUUGCUGACUACACCAGGAUUCGUCUACAAGGGCCGCAAGGAUAAACGCGCGCAAGGAUCGGCAAUCCUCUUUGGCGCGCAUCAAUGGAAUACAGGAGAGAAAUCGAGUGAAAAACAGUGUCGGUGAGAGACACGACAAAAAAGUUUCGAUCGGUCGAUGAUUUAGUGGAUAGACUGUUUAAUAGUGUUCCUCGAGAUUCUUCCCGCGCGUUCAUUUAACUCACGAGAACAUCGGAAUCAGGAUGUAGAAGUUAAGCAGUUGACAUGAGCGCGGGAUCAGCUCGCAACGUACAAUAAUCGAGUGUUCUCUUCAAUGCGCUGGAUUUUGACAAGAAUUUGGGAGCGUAUGUUUCUCAGGCCCAAGGAUCUGGAAAACGUGAGGGAUGCCACAAGGAAGCAUUCAAUGGCAGGGGACGCAGAGAAGAGCCUGCGGGCCUGGGGCUAAUUGGAACGUUCAGGUGGUGAGAGGCAAGGUGACAACGCGGUGCUUGUGGCACGCCUGCAAAGCUCUCGGAAUUGGGCUACUGCUAAUGCUUUUAGGAGCUUGCAUGGCGACCAUAGGAUAUUAUGCAGAUCAGCUAUCGGUGGCGCAGGAGAUCAGAGGUAACAUCACGGUUAAAGUGAAGAAUGAAUCGCGCGGAUUUCAUCUGAAUAAUCUGAGCUACGCCGGCCCUGUCGUUAUGGGUCUGGGAGGCUUCAUUGUAGUAGCUGCCUGCGUGAUGACUUUCGAAGCACGUGAUAGUGCGGCUAAGGUAGUACCAGCUCGCUAUCGCUUCAAUCAAGCAUCAACAAUAAAAGGCUCAAAAAGCCAGCGUAAUAGAAGAUCGACAUCAAGCCAGACAACAAGAUGGGAUCAUCAGUUGGGCCUGUUUAAAGUAAAUCGUAGCCCGAGUCCCAGCACGCAUGAAGUCUCCAGAAAACAACUAACGGCGGAAUUCAUGCGAUUUUCGAAAGAUUUACAGGAGAAAAGCGUAGCGCAUUCCAUAAAAAAGAGUCCGAGCGCGCCUACAUUAAUCGACAAAAAGUCACCGCGCCGAAGAUCGCCUAAAUACGCAGGUUGCUCGCUAUUGAAUCCAGAAUUGUUGCAGAGACACGCUCUUUCAGUCGAUAAUCCGAGCUACAGUCCGCAUCAGAUUAGCAGAGAGAGCCUGGAACAUCAAAAGAUGAAUGGUAGUCAAGUCUCAAUGGCGAUGGAUCUGCACAUUCCAAAUAAAGGUCCUGUUACGCUCAAAGUGAAGGAUCGAUCCGAUACAGCAAGACGACAUCAGUUACUUCGUCAGACCAAGGUGGAAGAUGUCGAGGAAGUGGACGAACCUAUACGACCACCACCGACCUUAGUGCAUUCGCCUAAAUUGCCAGGUGCCUACAGAUACCCAGAUGAUUUCGUGCCAAGAAAAAGAAAUUCCAUAGAUUUGAGAUUGUUGGAAGAAUUAACGGCAGUAUCAAAAGAAUUUAGUAAGGCCUCGCCGCGAGACUUCCGAAAAAUCUCAUCACCGAACUUUCGUAAAAUGUCCUUCGAUAGAAUCGGCGGUGAUCGCCGCUUCGACCGAGCUUCGUUAGGAUAUCGUAAAGCUAGUCUCGAAUUUAGAAAAAGUCCUGAUUUUCGCAGAGGAGAUUACAGGAAACUAUCAAUAGAAAGAUUCAGCGUCGAUUGUACCCGCUAUAUGCUCGAUGAGACGGAAAUGAAAUCACAAACGAGCAGUGGAGAGAAUUUGCGAAGACAAGCGCGUCAUGCUAAGCUGUAUCAUUCCAAAUCGGAUGACAACAGAAGGCGAUCCUUCGAUAAGCAUUCGAAGGAUCCUCAAUCGAGUCGACACUCAUUAAACACUCAAGCUGUUGUGGAAGGUCCCGAUUGCGAGCCAAAGUACUUUACGACGGUGUCUCUCGAUACUGAAGAAAGCCGUGCCGACAAUUCCGACGAGAGUCACGUAAUAGAUAUCGAGGAAGCGAAUGCAGGCGCUUUAUCGUGCGACGUACCCACGGAAGCUGACAUGCUGCUCGAAGAACCGGAAUUGGAAAAUGUCACGGAGAUCGACAUGGAAAGUUCCGUAACUGAUGACGAAAAAUCUCGCGAAUCUCACAGAUCGAACAAGAGGACAGAUGCAAUAUUACGAGGACAAAAUCCCAUAAUUAUUGCCGAGAACACAGACUCGCAAAUGAUAGUUGACGAGAAAACGAUGCAAAUGGAUAAUGAAAAAUGUAAAACUACUUUAUACAUAGAAGACGAUGAAGUGUGAAGAACAGAAAAUUCUUGAGAAUUAACAAUAAAUUCAGAUUAUCGUGGGAAAAUAAUGAUGAUAUUUGCGAAGCAAAAAUAUUGAUGUUAUGUGUAACAUUGCUGAUAACGUUUCUUCGCAAAUUGGAAAUGAUUAUACAACGUCGAACGAUUGUCUUUGAAUGCAAUUAUGCUCAACAAUUUAAGAUUUAAACACGGCAUAAAUAAUAACGAGAUCACGUACGAAUUGCGUUUUGUAACGAGACAAUCAUUUUUUAUCGGCAUCUCGCGUUGCCUUUUGCACGAAGGUAACAAGCGUGUAAUAUUGAUGACAAAUAAUUGUUACCAACAAAUUUUGACGUAGCACGUAGAUGGU
Molecule: messenger RNA, 2750 nt
Organism: Cataglyphis hispanica
Lineage: Eukaryota; Metazoa; Arthropoda; Insecta; Hymenoptera; Formicidae
Exons: 9
Coding region: 543-2396 (617 amino acids)
Source: RefSeq, a predicted model, not a curated record